UAAUGGAUAGUACUGUACAGUAAAUAUCAUCGAUCGCGUUGAUGAAAUACUGCACUGUAGUUUACUGUAGAUAACAAGCUUAUGCUGUUACUAGUGGCUAGCCAGCCAGCUAGCUUGCUAAGCGUCACAACACUAGCCACUUCUAGCGUCUAGUACUAGUAAGUUUAUUUAGCUUACGUACUCUAAACUGUCUCUAUCAAAUGGGCUACCAGGCACACUACCCCUGAGAAAUUUUACAUUGAGGCAUGUGAUGACCGCUCCAAUGAUGUACUGUCCAUUGACAGGGUGUCUACAGAAAUGAUCCUCACUGUGAGGAAAGACAUUCCUCCCCAUGCAGUCACACGGCCAAUAUCUGGUAUUAUGGGAACUAUCCGUCUGGUGGCAGGCACAUACCUCAUUGUCAUCACAAAGAAGAAGAAGGUGGGUGACCUGUUGGGACAUACUGUGUGGAAGGCUAUGGACUUUGACAUGAUCUCCUACAAGAAGACUGUGCUGCACCUGACCGAAAACCAGAUGCAGGACAACAAAGCCUUCUUGUCCAUGAUCAACAGUGUUCUGCACACGGAUGGGUUUUACUUCGCCACUGACUACGACCUCACCCACACCUUACAGAGAUUGGCCAACACCAGCCCUGAGUUCCAGGAGAUGAGCCUGCUGGAGAGAGCAGAUCAACGGUUUGUGUGGAAUGGUCACUUGCUGAAAGAUUUCAUGACACAGCCAGAGCUGCAUAGGUUUGCUUACCCAGUUGUCCAUGGCUUCAUAACUAUGAAGUCCUGCUGCAUCAAUGGGAAGAUUUUUGAUUGGAACAUCAUUUCUAGACGGAGCUGCUUCCGGGCUGGAGUACGCUACUAUGUCAGAGGCAUUGACACAGAGGGACAUGCAGCUAACUUUGUAGAGACAGAGCAGAUUGUCCAGUACAAUGGGGGCAAGGCCUCAUUUGUUCAGACCCGAGGCUCCAUCCCCUUCUACUGGUCCCAAAGACCCAACCUCAAGUACAAACCUAAGCCUCAGAUCAGCAAAGCUGUCAAUCAUCUGGAUGGCUUCCAGAGACAUUUUGACUCUCAGAUAAUUAUUUAUGGAAAGCAAGUUAUUUUAAAUCUGAUCGACCAGAAAGGCUCAGAGAAGCAGUUGGAAAUGUCGUUUGCCAAGAUGGCAUCUAGCUUGGGCAAUGGCAUGGUCAAGUACAUAGCAUUUGACUUCCACAAGGAAUGCAGUCGGAUGAGAUGGCAUCGCUUGCAGAUCUUAGUAGACAUGGUGGCAGAGAUGCAGGAUGAGUAUGGGUACUUCUUGGUGGAUGCAGAUGGGAAGGUUAUGGUUCAACAGGAUGGGAUUUUCCGCAGUAACUGCAUGGACUGUCUCGAUCGUACCAAUGUCAUCCAGAGCCUUUUGGCACGGCGCUCACUGCAGUCACAGCUUGAGCGACUGGGAGUCCUUCACAUGGGCCAGAGGAUUGAAGAUCAAGUUGAUUUUGAGAAGAUCUACAAAAACGCAUGGGCAGAUAAUGCCAAUGCGUGUGCCAAACAGUAUGCUGGCACAGGGGCCUUGAAGACUGACUUCACAAGAACAGGGAAGAGGACACACUGGGGGCUGGUGAUGGAUGGUUGGAACUCCAUGAUCAGAUACUACAAGAACAACUUUUCUGAUGGCUUCAGACAGGACUCCAUUGAUCUCUUCCUGGGAAACUACGCUGUUGAUGAGGCUGAUGUGACCACACCCCUUCAUGAGCCUAAAGACUGGAAGUUUCUCACGUUGCCUAUUAUCAUGGUUGUGGCCUUCUCCAUGUGUAUCAUCUGCCUCCUCAUGGCUGGUGACACUUGGACGGAGACUCUGGCAUACGUGCUGUUCUGGGGCACAGCUAGCUUUGUGACCGCUGGCGUCAUCCUCUUCAAUGGCCGGGACUUUGUAGACGCGCCGAAGCUGGUCCAGAAGGAGAAGAUGGACUGAAUGUGUGCGUGUGGAAAGCAGCUGCACCCCGCAGACUUUUCCUUCUCCUCCACUUCAUCCCUUUCUUCUUCAUCAUCGUACCCUCAGCAUCAACAGGCCUGGAGCCUUUACUGAUGAAUGACCCAACGGCAUGAGGAGAAGGAGAGGAAGAGGAGCCUGAGGGCGGGGCGAUCGAAAGGCCAUGUGUAUGAUACUUACGCUGUGAUGCGCGCAGGGACUCUCUCUGCACUGGCCUGCUGCUGUCCACACCACCAAGCAUACAGUUUGGGGUUUGGCUAGGAAGAUCCUUGCCUAACCAUGUUCAUAGACUAACUGUACAAAAUAGGGUAAUAACUGUCUGGUUUCAUGAUGAUAACCCACGUUAGCGCCGUUCCCCAGUUGCAUGUAAUGCAUUUGAAUAGACUUGGACACUGUUGUUUUGUUGACAGCAACUAUGAAGCCAAGUACUUUUUUUGUGGAUUUGUCGCCUACUAGCUUCAUUGCCAUAUUUGCCCUGUUUUUGCCAUAUUGUCUCAGUGCCCUUUCCCCUGAGUAAUCUUCUCAACCAUGGUACAGUGUCUUAAGUAUGUUGGCUUACCUUAUGUGAUGCCAGUGGCCGCCAGAUGGCUCUGAUCAAGCCAAGAUCCUAAAGCUAGCUCACCAAGUCAGGGAGUGAAUGUGCUAGCUUGACAAUGGUGGAGAACAUAAUGUUCUGUCCGGCCAAUAGUGAAGGAGAGAAUGUUCUAGCUUGUCAGUAGUCAGGGAGCGAAUAUGCUAGCUGGCCAUUAGUUGGUGAGAGAAUGUCUAAGUAGGGAGCUUUAGUCAUGGUGUCGCAACCCCAUUAAUGUCAUUGUAGCUUGCUGUUUUAUUUGCUCACACUGCACUUCUGAGUGCACAGACAGAUCCCAAAAUGGUUUCAGAUGAGGAUUUCUCUGAGAGGUGAGAGUGACAUUUUGUUGUUUUGUCUCUGUAUACCUCACAUUUAUGGAAAGCCACAUGAAACAAAUCAUUUGUUUCGAACUGCAAAUUGUGAUCGAGAGUGUCAAACUGCCUCGAAGAUCAUGGUCACGCAUCCACUCUUCCCUGAAUUCUCACUCAUCUGUAGUGAGAAGGAUCUUUCUUUGACCAGUAGAUUAGUAUACCCAGGCUUCGGCUAAUGUCACAUGGAUUCAUUUGGACCAAAGUAUUAUCGUCCAGUGGGUAAGGGGCAUUAGGGACCUUAAAGUUAUUCAUCCCCUUUGAUCAUUUCCUGUCUUUUAGUGUCUUUCUAAAUGUGGGAAACAUGAACUUUGUUGCACUCUCCUGUCUUAUUUAUUCUUUUAUUAUUGUCUCUCAUGAGCCUGUUUAGGAUAUUCUGUUCUGUAGAACUCACCCCAAAUUAUGAUGCCUUACUGUUGGUUAUUAUAAGAGACAUGGUGAUUUUUAGGAGAUUGGGCCCAAUUCCAUUUCAAUUUAGGUAGUCACUUCCAGUUCACAAUGUUGCUGUCAAAGUGGCACUUGCUGAUCAGAGAAUGUUAAGAAAAAAGUAUGUUGUUGUUAUUGUUAUUAUUAAAGAGCUACUUCACUGAAAAAGAGAUGUUUUAAAAUGGCUUAUGUGGCAUUCAAAAUAAAUGUAAAGAGGAGAAUUUUCUAGAUGAUCGAAGAAAUGGUAUGCCACAGAUGAUGUAACCCAAUAACAUAGCGGGCAGCACAAGUUAUCAGGUAAGCUGAAGCUAAUCUGUGAAAGAUAACUGGGAAUUCUCUUUGAGAUUGGCAGCAGGGAGGUACCUCUGGGUUUCUGAUGCAAUGUUUUAAGAAAGAAUCAACUGAAUAGAACACGAUGAGUAUAAUAUCUUCCCCUUCCAGUAUACUAGACAUCAAACCACACCCAAAGACAACUUUUGUUUGGCUCUAAUCCUGGCAGCUGCAUUUCUCUGUAUAAGCAAGUUUGAAAAUUAGGUUAAGUCACUGAGUUCAGAUGCCCUCCACACUAAUUAAAUUGCCACUUAUGUCUUUUGACUUCAUCUGUAGUAUUCCCAAACAGCAAUUUAGAUAUUGUACAUCUUAUAAAUAUAUUGUACUGUGAGCUGGUUGCCAUGAUAAUGUAUAGGUCCUAAAUCUAGUUAUUAUAGCUAUUGAUGCAUCAUGCUGAAAUUGAUCACCUGCUGUAGCUAUAAUCGUUCGGUACUAAUCUGAUGCAAUACCAGCGGUCUACAUUACUUUCUGAGAAGCAUAAUCUGCCAUAAGCCUAUCAAAUUCAAGAGUUGGACAGCACAUGGUCUGUUUCUGAUCUGUGUUUUCAAACAGAUAGGUUAGGUGCCAUAUAAGCCUGGAUACAAAUAAUGUACUGACCAAGGUUGCACAGUAUCCUUGAUUACAAAUGAUUGUUCUAUUUAAAUCGAUUGUUAUACUGUCACCUUUUUUACUGAUGACUGAGUAAACUUAUAAUGGUUUUAGACAA
Molecule: messenger RNA, 4363 nt
Organism: Esox lucius (northern pike)
Lineage: Eukaryota; Metazoa; Chordata; Actinopteri; Esociformes; Esocidae
Gene: sacm1lb
Product: SAC1 like phosphatidylinositide phosphatase b
Exons: 18
Coding region: 298-1944 (548 amino acids)
Biological process (GO): phosphatidylinositol dephosphorylation
Cellular component (GO): endoplasmic reticulum
Molecular function (GO): phosphatidylinositol-4-phosphate phosphatase activity
Source: RefSeq, a predicted model, not a curated record